UCCAUCUCUGCGCCGCGCGCUCCCCGUCUCCUCCCACUCCUCGGCGCGAGUGACAAGACCGCGGCCACCUCCUCCGCGCUCCACGAGAGACGCUGCCUCCGCCUCGUCUCCGCUAUCCACGACUGACGCCGCCCCUGCCUCGCCUCAGCUAUCCUGGAGGCUCGACGGUGGACGGGGAGGCCGGGGUCGGGACUGGGAUGCGGGGAAAUCUCAUCUCCCGGGGGUCGGCUGCGGGGUUAGAUUCCCGUUGCCAUCCCUAAUCCGAGUUCGAGCAUGUGUACUGGAGCCGGGCUUCUAGGCGGGUGACGGACAAGGUGAAAAAACAUGAUUUUUAUUGCUUAUUCUUCCGAUUCGGAUACGAAUCGACGGUCCAUUAAUACAGGAGCCGGUGCGCGCCUUGAUUGUCAUCCAUGGGGCGCACCGCCGUACAGAAGGGGAGACAGGGUAUGUCAAAGCGCAAAAGAUCGGAGGAGAGCGGCGACCGCGCCGCUAAGCGGCCGGUGCAGGAGCGGAAACAGCAUCUGUACCUGCUGCUGGACGACUGGGAGAGGGGCUACAGCGUCCGCAGGUUGGACGCCGACGCCUUCGACUCCGACGCCGACACUGACCUGCCGCCGAAGUGGUUCACAGAGCCGCCGCUCGCCCGCAUCGAAGCCCCUCACGUGAGGUCCUGGAACUUCGUCUCCCACGGCACCAAGAUCUUCGCCAUGAAGGCCAAAGAAGCCAGCCCCGCCAUCCCGGCCUUCGACACCCACACGCUGAGUCUGACCAUCUGCCCGUGGCCUUCCUGCCACGCGGACUACGUCAUUCCCCUCUUCGUUUCCGUCGGCGGCAAGCUCUUCUUGUUCCUGGAAGACCAAACCGAGUACCUUGGUGACCCGCCAUCCUACAACAGCAAGGCCCCGUGGUCCUGGACCAUCAUCAACUCGCCGCUGCCAUUCCAUAACGCCCGACUUACCUGUUAUGCCUUGCACCCGGACGGCCGCACCCUCUAUGUGUCCGCCGGUGGCCGGCAGAGGGACCGCUCCGGCACCUUCUCCUUUGACGCAGAGCGCCUCGAGUGGACACACCACGGUGACUGGCUGCUGCCUUUUGACGGCCAAGCCUACUUCGAUGCCGAGUUAGAAGCGUGGGUCGGGCUCUGUGGUAAGAGAGACAGCGCUGGGUACCUCUGUUCCUGUGAUGUCCCACCGGUCGCUGCUGAGUUCACGGGCCCGCCGUCUUGGAAGCUUGGCAAGGACAAGCUGUUCAGCAAGGAGUCAGAGUUGCAUCGGAGCGCCAAGCUCGUCUACAUGGGCGACAGCAAGUUCUGUCUCGUUGAGUCCCUGUUUGACGAGGACGACCGUGGCCCUACUACGGUCGACCACGACGACCACUACCCACAGCGGCGCCGGCGUGUGCUCCGCAUGACCACGUUUGGCCUCAAGUACAAUAAAGCUGGAAACCUGCAGAUCAUGCUGCGACCAGGACAAGCUCAGGCGUGUAUGAUGUUUAAGCGACCUCAUGAUUUCACGGAGUCAUCAAUCGCAUCAUCGGAGCCUUUGGCAUUCUGGAUCUAAGUUUUUAAAAAAUGAAUACUAGCCAGGAACUGAAGACGAGGUGGAACUAUGGAAGAGAGCAUGAUUCAUUCUCUUGGUGUUGUUUGUGUCGGUGGAUUAAAUUAGGUCUUCUAAGUUGUUUAUUGUGAAAUGCUUGGUAUUUAUAUCAAUUUCACUCAGAGAUUUCAGCUUCUCAUGUA
This is a messenger RNA of Phragmites australis (common reed), 1738 nucleotides long. RefSeq lists its product as uncharacterized. The coding region runs from base 411 to 1559 and encodes 382 amino acids. The transcript has a single exon. The record is from RefSeq and is a predicted model, not a curated record. Lineage: Eukaryota; Viridiplantae; Streptophyta; Magnoliopsida; Poales; Poaceae.